This is a messenger RNA of Leptopilina boulardi, 2285 nucleotides long. Its product is annotated as dnaJ homolog subfamily B member 12. Gene Ontology annotation, biological process: cellular response to misfolded protein. Gene Ontology annotation, cellular component: endoplasmic reticulum membrane. Bases 309 to 1397 code for a protein of 362 amino acids. The record is from RefSeq and is a predicted model, not a curated record. Gene Ontology annotation, molecular function: Hsp70 protein binding. The transcript is spliced from 8 exons. NCBI's taxonomy places the organism in Eukaryota, Metazoa, Arthropoda, Insecta, Hymenoptera, Figitidae.
ACGUCAACCAAGUAGAAAAUUAUAGCAGAAGAGAAAAUACGUCAGUUUUUUCGACUUUUGAUCACUUUUUAUUGAAAAACUUCAUUUGUGUAUGUAUAUAUAAUAAUUUAGAAACGAAAUUAAUUAACAAUUCUAGUGUCACUGCCUAAUGACGUGUGAAUUUACAAUUAAAAUUUCCAACUACAUUGUGAAUGAAUUUCAACUUUUGUCAAAGUGCGUAUUUUUGAUAUAAGAAGUAUACAUCACGGGACUUAUAGAGAGGACAUUUUUCCUCCCAUUUUCCCUUGUCUGUGAAAUAUAUCUUUGUCAUGGACAGCAAUAAAGAUGAGGCCGAACGUUGUAUGGAAUAUGCGGAAAAACAUCUUCGUGAAAAAAAAUUCGAUGAAGCGGAAAAAUUCUUGAAAAAAGCCCAAAAAUUGUAUCCAACAAAACGUGUUGAAGAUUUAUUAACGCGAGUGUCGAUACUUUCGAAACAGAAUAAUCAAAAAUCAGAUUCUGAGCCUGAGGUUAGAAAACGACAAAAUGUUACAAAAGAAGGAACACAAACUCAAACAAAUGGUGAUUUUACCAAAGAUCAAUUAGAACAUGUUAAAAGAAUUAAAAAAUGUAAAGAUUAUUAUGAGAUAUUGAGUGUGAGUAAAGAAGCUACCGAUGGUGAUAUUAAGAGGGCCUAUAAAAAAUUAGCUCUUCAAUUACAUCCAGAUAAAAAUAAAGCUCCAGGAGCUGCUGAGGCUUUUAAAGUCAUUGGAAAUGCUGUUGCGGUACUGACUGACGUGGAAAAACGAAAACAAUAUGAUUUAUAUGGCUCGGACGAAGAACGAAUGCAGAGUUCUCAUUCUCAUCAAACUCAUUAUAAUUAUUCGCGAGGAUUUGAAACUGACAUUACUGCUGAAGAACUGUUUAACAUGUUCUUUAGAGAUGUUUUUCCACAACAAGAAUUUUAUAUGCGAAGAUCAGGUGGCAGAUGGACGAGACAGUCAGAAUCACAAAAUCAACACUCCCAUUCACAGCCCAAUGGAUACACAACAUUCCUACAGAUGUUACCUGUACUUUUAUUGAUAGUUUUAACAAUGAUGAGCAGUUUUUUCAUAUCUGAUCCAAUAUACAGUUUGCAUUCUAGCCCUAAAUAUACGGUUCCUAGAACAACACAAAAUCUAAAAGUGACGUACUAUGUAAAAGAAAAUUUCCACAGCGAGUAUCAGGGUAGUUUGCGAAGAUUAGAAAUUUCAGUUGAAGAAGAAUAUUUAAGUCAAUUGAGGCAGACGUGUUUCAGGGAAAAGAAUUAUCGGGAAUCAAUGAUAUGGAAAGCGAGAAAUUUCGGUGAUCAAGAUUUGUAUAAUCGUGCGAGAAAUAUGGAUAUGCCGUCAUGCAAACGAUUACAAGAAAUGCAAGCAUGAUGGCAUUUUUUUCAAUAUUAAAUAAAUACAGUUUUUGAUGUAUUGUAGAUAGGUAUUUAUAUAUAUAUAUAUACAUUAUGUAUAUGUUUUAUUUGCGAGCAUUUUACUUUGUUAUUUCAGAUCAGACACCUAUUAAAAUCAAACUCACUUUAGAUACAUUAGAGAGAAAAAAAAUUUUUUUGUUUUAUUUUAAUAUUAGAUACUCUUAAACACUACAUCGCUAACAUUGUGUUUUAAAGUUCUAUAUAUAUAUAUAUAUAUUUAUUGAAAAUAAUUGCUUUCAAAUAAGUUUAAUUAAUUGAACAGUUAGUCGUAAGUGUCGCAAAGAAAGGUUUAUUACAUAUACCUUUCUCAAAAAAAACUAGACAUUUAAUUAUACAUAUAUAUAUAUAAAUGAAUAUAUUAGAAUUUUAAUAGAUUUUUCAAUAACGUUUUUUCAAAUCAGAAUUUCAAUUUAAAUUUCAAAAUAAAAGUGAUUUUCUGAAUAUGGAAAACAAAUUACUCGAAACAACUAUUGAUUCGAUUUUUUGAAUAUAAAUUUUAAUUGCGUCUGACGAAAAUGGAACAAGUAUAGGGAAGGAAAAAUAUUGUCGAACAAUUCAAUUUGUAUAUUUUAUUUAUUUGUAUAUCUAGUUUUUUUUUCUUUAUUUUAAUGUUGUAUUUAAUAUAUUGUCCAAAUAUCAAAUUGUUACUCUAUUUAAUUGAGAUUUUGUUUUCAUUGUAAAUCAGAGUUAGAUAAAUUUAACGUGUGAGUAAAAUUCGAUUAAAUACAUAUUUGUAUACAACUAAUGCUGCGAAACCAGAUUUUUCUAUAUAUAUUUGGUUGCAAAUUGUUUAUUAUAAUUGUACCAAAAGAAAAGGGAAAAAUAAAGAAUUUAAGUCAGUUAA